AUGAACUCUGUCCAGAAGCCCGGUGCUAAUGAAGUGGUGUCCACUCCACUGUGCUAUGAAGUGAAUGGUUCCUGCUCCAGAACGCUUCAUUCCUUUGGCGUCCAGCUGGCCAUCUACAUGGCCUGUGCCAUGGGCAUGCUGCUCACAGUACUGGGGAACCUGAUGGUGGUGAUUGCAGUCUCCCACUUCAAUACCCUACAUACCCCCACCAACUUCUUACUACUCUCCCUGGCCCUUGCAGAUCUCCUCCUGGGGAUAACAGUGCUGCCCUUCAGCACUAUCCGAUCUGUGGAGAGCUGCUGGUAUUUUGGAGAUGACUUUUGUAGGCUGCAUACCUUUCUGGACACUGUCUUUUGUUUGACCUCUAUAUUUCAUCUGUGUUUUAUUUCCAUUGAUCGUCACUAUGCUAUCUGUGAUCCUUUGCUCUACCCCACUAAGUUUACUAUAAGAGUGGCAUGCAUAUAUAUAGUGAUAGGGUGGGGGGUACCCGUGAUUUAUACUUUUGUCUUGCUCUAUACCGAUGCAAUUGAAGAAGGGUUGGGCCAUUUCUUACAAGACAUGCCCUGUGUUGGUAGAUGUCAGCUGCUGUUCAACAAACUUUGGGGCUGGUUGAACUUCCCUCUCUUUUUCUUCCCUUGCCUCAUAAUGAUAACUUUGUAUGUGAAAAUAUUUAUUGUGGCAAACAGACAAGCUAGACAGAUAAGCAACAUGAACAAGAGUGCUGGAUCUGGGCUACACUUAGGAGCAUCAAAGAGGGAAAGAAAGGCAGCUAAAACACUCGGUAUAGCUGUAGGAAUCUACCUCCUGUGCUGGCUGCCCUUUACUAUAGACACUCUGGUAGACUGUCUUCUAAAUUUCAUUACCCCACCGGUUCUCUUUGAUAUCCUAAUCUGGUUUGCUUACUUUAAUUCAGCCUGCAAUCCCUUGAUUUAUGUGUUUUCCUACCGUUGGUUCAGGAAGGCAGUGAAACUAAUUUUAACUCGCAACAUGUUUGGUUCUGGGACAUCUACCGUAGACUUGUACCAGGAAUGA
Molecule: messenger RNA, 1032 nt
Organism: Trachemys scripta elegans
Lineage: Eukaryota; Metazoa; Chordata; Testudines; Emydidae
Gene: TAAR5
Product: trace amine associated receptor 5
Exons: 1
Coding region: 1-1032 (343 amino acids)
Biological process (GO): cell surface receptor signaling pathway; G protein-coupled receptor signaling pathway
Cellular component (GO): membrane
Molecular function (GO): trace-amine receptor activity
Source: RefSeq, a predicted model, not a curated record